Messenger RNA from Polyodon spathula (Mississippi paddlefish), 1587 nucleotides. RefSeq names its product CD276 antigen homolog. Bases 500 to 1582 code for a protein of 360 amino acids. The record is from RefSeq and is a predicted model, not a curated record. NCBI's taxonomy places the organism in Eukaryota, Metazoa, Chordata, Actinopteri, Acipenseriformes, Polyodontidae. Gene Ontology annotation, biological process: cell surface receptor signaling pathway; negative regulation of T cell proliferation; positive regulation of T cell proliferation. The transcript is spliced from 10 exons. Gene Ontology annotation, cellular component: external side of plasma membrane.
GAAUCACGUUUAAAGCAUUUGGCAAAAUUCAUAUUCAUAGUACCUCACUUCUGGUUGAAGAGAGCUUACCGUACAGUGCGUGCUAGAGCCGGUUGUUACAGUUUCGUCUUUUUGAUGAAUAAUAAUGAUAAAAAUAAAAUAAAUAAAUAAAUAAAUAAAUAAAUAAAUAAACUUUUUCAGAAAGACAAGACUCGGGAGACUUCGCAUAAGUCAAAAUACAACAAAGCCAAUAUAAUAAGGCAUUAAGCCCAGCUGAUACAGUAUAAGUAUGAAUUAGUCCCAAUGAUCUACCCUCCCACCCUGUUCAAUCACGGACUGGACAUGAGCUUGCGUGUAUAAACUGUGGUUUCAGAUGGAAACUACACAAAACAGGAGAAGGAAAAGUGGUUUUCUCUAUAGAAAUCUCAGUGAAACCUUUCUCAUUGCUUCAGUGUAAGGAUUGCAGGACAAGCACCACCAACCAAAGAGGACUGCUGCUUUCCAGUAAACUUUGAAAAUCAUGUAUGGACUAUCAAUGGCAGAUGCAUUUGCUUCGAAGGAGAAGGGCUGCCUGAAAUGCUUGGUUUUGAUGUUCUUGUCGGCAGUUACAGUAUGCCAAAAAAACUCCUGGGACAUUGUAAUCCGUGGGGAAAUCGGAAAAACAGUCAUGCUUCCUUGCAUCCAUAAGGCAGUUCCGAAAGAAAGGCAGGGAAAUGUGAUGAUAUACUGGCAGACUGAAGAUGAUGACGUGGUCCAUGAGUUCAGUAAAGGAAAAGAAGGCUUGCAAUAUCUGGGAGAAGCAUAUAAGAACAGGACAAUAAUUUUUACAGAUCAGUUGGAAAAAGGAAAUUUCUCUGUACAAAUAGCUCCAGUUAGACACACAGAUGCCAAUGUUUACAUCUGCUACUUUAAUGACGCCAGAAGCUCCAUGUUAAACCCAUGCACCGUUAAACUGGAAGUCACAGCAAGUUUUACAGAUCCAUCAAUAAACCUAGGACCUUGCUGGAAAACUGGGGAGCAAGUAGAAAGAAAUGUAAGUUGCAUUUCAAAUGGAGGAUAUCCAAAGCCUCAAGUACAUUGGAGCAUACAGAACGGAGAAACCCUUGUUCAUCCACAGGGAGAGACGAACUUUACACAGGAUCCUGACAGUGGACUGUACAUUGUUGACAGUCAGGUGACUGUCAACUUUACUGAAGGGCUUACCAUCAGCUGCUCCAUUGAGAACCAGAAAACAGGAGAGAACAAAACAUCAUCUUUACGAGGCUGUCUAACAGCAGUCCCUCCUGGCUCCCCAGUAGGCAUUUUGGUUGGUGCAGCAUGCAUAAUUGUUUUGGUGAUGACUGGUUUUUUCGUCUGGAUCGUGGUUUCUAUCAAAAGAAACCAAAGAAAUGAACAGCAAAACACAGCCUUAAAUGAAGUGACAGGAAACCGAGAUACAAAUCAGUUAAAUGCAGUUUCAGAAGAUCAGCAGUCAAGUCAUCGUGUUGUAAUACAAGAACUGGGAGAGAAAGGGAACGAAGAAGGACUUCCACUGAAUAAAACAGAGAAUAACCAAGUGGAAUCAGUGACAUUAAGUACACAAGUUUACAUGUUUCCUUCAUAAAAAGG